UCUGGAGCGGAUUGGAAACCCGGAGUCAGGAUUUCAGUGUUAACGUGCAGACAACUGAAAAAACAGAAAUGGCCGAGCAGACACCAGAGGACUACAUCUGGUGUGAGGAUUGUGCUCAGUAUCAUAACUCUGAGUGUCCUGAGCUGGGCCCAGUCGUCACUGUUAGAGACUCAUUUGUGUUGAGUCGAGCUCGGUCAUCUUUGCCGGACAGUCUGGAGAUCAGGAAAGCUGAAGGAGGGAAAGAGGGAGUGUUUGUCCUCCAGCGGCUCAUCAAGAGGACACGCUUCGGUCCGUUCGAGGCCAAACGCGUCACACAGCUGAACACACACACACCGUUUCCUUUAAAGAUUUUUCAGACAGACGGCUCUGUGGUGUGUUUGGACACAUCUAAUGAGGAUGACUGUAACUGGAUGAUGCUGGUCAGACCUGCGACAGAUCACACACACCAAAACCUCACAGCGUACCAACAGGAUGAGGAGCUGUACUUCAACACCUCACAGGAUGUGUUGCCGGGGACGGAGCUGAGGGUCUGGUAUGGAGCUUUCUAUGCUAAAAAGAUGGAGAAACCCGUCCUGAAGCCUCCUGUAGUACCGCCACAUACAGAGAUGUUGUGUGGAAAGUUGGCUGUUGUUGAGGAGAGAGCAGCAAUGACAGCGCCCCCUGUGGUCAGAGACAGUAACACAGAUCAGCUGACCCACUCACCAGCUCCUGCCACACCCCCUGCCAUCUCACCUGCUGCCGUUUCACCCCCUGCUGUCUCACCUGCUGCCGUCUCAUCCUCUGCUGUCUCACCUGCUGCCGUCUCAUCCUCUGCUGUCUCACCUGUCCAGCAGGUAGCAGUGGUUGUUUCUCCUGAAUCUAAUGCUACAACCGCACCAUCCGAGCCAAAAAAACGAGUCAACAGACAACGUAAAGCGAAAGGAGAGACAGCAGAGCUCAGUAAAGACCCACCUGCUCCUGCUCCAGUUCCGACAGUGACAAAUGUUCAGAAUCUCGUGAAGGACAGAGACGAGCUGUCGAUCAAACCGAGCCGACACACACGCUGCCUCAUCACCGGCGGGAAGUCGGUGGUGAGGAAGCGUGUUCUGAAGAGUGGCGAUCAUAAGCGAGUGUAUCAGUGUAUCCUGUGUAAUAAAGUGUUUCAGAACAGCAGCAACCUGAACCGGCAUGUCCGCUCUCACGGUGAUAAACUGUUUAAGUGUGAUGAGUGUGACAAAAUGUUUAGCCGUAAGGAGAGUCUGAAACAGCACAUCUCUUACAAACACAGUAAGAAUGAGUCUGAUGUGGAGUACAGGUAUAAGUGUAAGACCUGUGAGAAAUCGUUUCGGGUAGAAAAUGCCCUGAAAUUUCACAACUGCAGGACAGAUGAUAAGACGUUUCAGUGUGAGCUCUGCUCCAGGUUUUUCUCCACGAACAGCAAUUUAUCCAAACACAAGAAGAAACACGGGGAGAAGCUGUACGCCUGCGAGGUGUGCAACAAAAUGUUUUACCGUAAAGACGUGAUGCAGGACCACCAUAGACGCCAUGUCAUGGGCUCGAAGAACAUGAAAAGAGAAGAGAUAGAAGCAAACGGAGAAGAAGGAACGAAAUAUAGGAAAGAACCGUCUGCGUGUCCCAUCUGCGGCAAGGUGUUUUCCUGCCGCAGUAACAUGAACAAACACCUGUUGACUCACGGAGACAAAAAAUACACGUGUGAGAUCUGCGGUCGCAAGUUCUUCCGUGUCGACGUGCUGAGAGAUCACAUCCAUGUCCACUUCAAGGAUAUUGCGUUAAUGGAUGAACAGGAGCGAGAGAACUUCAUUAAAAAGAUUGGCAUAUCGAUGGAUGACAGUGAGGGAAACUCGGACGAUGAAGAUGAAAAGGACGAUCCAGAACAUCAUAAAUAUAGCUGUAAAAAGUGCCAGGUGACGUUUGCAAAAGGUCGUGAUUAUCUGAAACACAUCAUGGAGAUGCACAAAGAGCGUGGAUACGGCUGCGUGAUCUGUAACAGGCGUUUUGCUCUCAAAGCCACUUACAAUGCUCACCUGGUGAUUCACCGAGAACAGCUCCCUGACCCUGCUGUGCAGAGGUACAUCCACCCAUGUGACAUGUGUGGCCGCAUCUUCAACAGCAUCGGCAACUUGGAGAGGCACAAGAUCAUUCACACCGGUGUGAAGAGUCACAGUUGUGAACAGUGUGGAAAAUCGUUUGCCAGGAAGGACAUGCUGAAGGAGCACCUGAGAGUUCAUGAUAACAUCCGUGACUUCCUGUGUGCUGAGUGUGGGAAAGGUAUGAAGACAAAACAUGCACUGCGGCACCACAUGAAGCUCCAUAAGGGCAUUAAGGAGUAUGAGUGUAAGGAGUGUAACCGCAAAUUCGCGCAGAAAGUGAACAUGCUGAAACACUACAAGAGACACACAGGUAUAAAGGACUUCAUGUGUGAGCUGUGUGGAAAAACUUUCAGUGAGAGAAACACGAUGGAAACGCACAAACUCAUUCACACAGUGGGGAAGACGUGGUCGUGUACGGUGUGUGAUAAGAAAUACGUGACGGAGUACAUGCUGCAGAAGCACGUCCAACUCACACACGAGAAGGUCGAGGCUCAGAGCUGCCACAUGUGUGGCACGAAAGUAUCGACACGAGCUUCCAUGAAUAGACACAUACGCCGUAAACACCCCGAGGUGGUGACAGUGAGAGUGGACUACUUAGAUGAUCUUCCAGAAGUGGCAACAAUUGACGCCUCAUCCAUCAGUAUAGCGCAGUCAUCUCUCUCCAUAGUAAAAGCCCACAGGAACUCAAGUCCCUUGAAAAAGAAGCAGAAGCUGCAGGAGUCGAUUCUUUCAGAUUCAAUUGAAUACGGAGAGCUAACAAGAAAAGCCAGCGAGUUCACCAUGGCAACAACAGGAGACGAAACCAACUCGGCUGUGCAGAAUUUACAACAGGUGGUGGUGUUAGCUGACCCUAGCGCCCCUCCCACCACCUCGGUGAGUUUGACUAACAUCAGGGUGACGCCCAUCAACACGGCCACUCAGUUUGCCAGCCUGCAGCCCGUCGCAGUGGAACGACCUCUGACCCUGGAUAGCUCCAUUCUCACUGUGACCUUUGACCCCGUCACUGGCUCCAGUAUACAGGCGGACGGUGCGAACACACAGUCUGUCGCUCACUUCAUCAACCUCACUACCUUCGUCAAUCCCAUAUCACACCCUCUGGAGGCCUGGAGGCCUAUCACAAGCACAGAGGCAAGUCACAUGACCACGGACAGAAGUCACAUGACGGCUGAUACUGGUCAAGUGACACCGGAUGGGAAUCAUGUGACAAUAGCCAUGAUGAUGGGCGGUGCCCAGGCUGAGCCUCAGGACACCCAGAACCCCCAGGACCCUGAAGCUCAGCUUUCACAGGAAUCGCAGCGUAAUCUUGGGCAAAGCCAUCAAAUCCGGCCCCAGGCUUCAGGGACUGCACAGCCUCCAGCUGCAGCGCCACAAAUGUUCAGCUACUGAGAGCUAAAAAAUCAGCAAACUCUUUUAAAGUCUUGCUCAUUUGAAGGCAGUUAAAUGAAAACACAGCUAGAUGCAUGGUUUCGACCAUAAAAUGUCAUAUUUUAUGUUGCUAAAAAAGAAUCAUGUUGAAAGAUUUGAUGGAUAAUGUAGCAGUUAUGUUCAGAUUAAUUCUGGAUUACACUCAGUAAUUCUGUCUUGACCUGCAAUUCAACAUAGAACCAAAGCUGGAUGUUUUUUUUUGGGGGUGGGCUGCUUUUUUUUUAAUUUACAAAACAGAUGCAUGUGUUUUAAACUACAGCUGUGGGAGAGAAGCAGCGUCACAGACGUUUUUUGUUUCCGUUAUUUGGAAAAGGAGACAGAGACAUGAUGUUAAAUUAUUUCUCUGAAAAGAAGGAAACGUUGACAGAAAUAAGGAUUAUCAAUGCCUUACUGAGCUAAUAAUUUUUUAGUUUUUUUUUUCCUAAAAACAGGUCUGUUGCCAAUAAACAGGAACUCUGUAGCA
Molecule: messenger RNA, 3978 nt
Organism: Neoarius graeffei (lesser salmon catfish)
Lineage: Eukaryota; Metazoa; Chordata; Actinopteri; Siluriformes; Ariidae
Gene: prdm15
Product: PR domain containing 15
Exons: 25
Coding region: 69-3476 (1135 amino acids)
Biological process (GO): regulation of transcription by RNA polymerase II; cell fate commitment
Cellular component (GO): nucleus; cytoplasm
Molecular function (GO): RNA polymerase II cis-regulatory region sequence-specific DNA binding; histone deacetylase binding; DNA-binding transcription factor activity
Source: RefSeq, a predicted model, not a curated record